Brachypodium distachyon (stiff brome) is the source of this 3113-nucleotide messenger RNA. RefSeq lists its product as uncharacterized. The transcript has 15 exons. NCBI's taxonomy places the organism in Eukaryota, Viridiplantae, Streptophyta, Magnoliopsida, Poales, Poaceae. The coding region runs from base 85 to 2655 and encodes 856 amino acids. Gene Ontology annotation, molecular function: DNA binding. Gene Ontology annotation, biological process: regulation of DNA-templated transcription. The record is from RefSeq and is a predicted model, not a curated record.
AAAAAAAACUCGAUCUAAUCUGACCUCCUCGCCUAAAUCCUGCCUAGCCUAAGCCACCUCCUCCCGUUCAACCCUAGUCCGCCAAUGGCCUCGGACGUCGACUCGCCCCCUUCCCGCCUUGGCUCCGACCCCGUUUCCGAUCCCCUCCCCCUCGCCGAGCGACGUACCGGCUUUCUUCGGCCGCCACCGCCGCGGCGGAUGGAACCUUCGCCUCCUACACCCGACAGGUUCGAGGCUAGCCCGGCCCCGGAGGGUACAGGUGGAGCGGCCUCGCAGACUUGGCCAGGGUUACCAAGAGGUGUAGAAUUUAAUCCUAGCGAUAGUGAUCUUGUAUGGCAUCUGGCUGCAGAAAUUGGGAAUGGCCUGGCUCAUCGCCAUCCAUUCAUCAGUGACUUUAUUAGAUCUACUGAUGAAGAUGGAGGAUUUUGCUGCACCCAUCCUAAAGAUAUACCGGGUAUGAGGCAGGAUGGACACGCAUCAUACUUUUUUCAUAAAAAGUUGAAGUUAUACAACAAUGAGAAUGGGAAAUAUAUCUGCUGGCAAAAAAGUGGAGCCUCUAGAUCAAUAAUCUUGGAUGGGAGUCUGCAAGGUUGCAUGGAAGUGUUUGUCUUGUACGCCUUCAAGAAGAGUGAUAACAGCCCUCAAAGAACUGACUGGAAACUGCAUCAAUAUCAUAUAAAAAACACAAUGGAGGAUGAAGGCGAACUAGUGGUUUCAAAGAUAUUCUACAAGUCAGAAAAACAUUGUUGUGAAUGGGCUGCAAAAGCUCCUGUUCAAUGUGCACAGGAUGAUUCGGUGACUGAAAAUGAUUCCAAAGAAGACAACGUUGAGGCACAAUUGGAAAAUUGUUCUGUUAAUAUGGCCACUGACGGUAAUUUUGUUGAAGGUGAUGGAAACAAUCAGGAACAGCUGCUGAUCGAGAUGUAUCCUGAUCAGGACAAACUAAGUUUCUCCAAAGAUGUUUUGGAUACCACAUAUAUUAACCAUGAAAACCAGAUUAAUGAUCAUACUGAAACUGAUCUAGAUCACAUAUCUCUGCAAGAGCGCUACAGGAUCCUUCUAGCAGAGAAAAAUUCUCUAUCUGCUAUGGUAUCUGCUGAAAAGUGUGUUAUGAAUGAUUCGGAGAAUACAUCCAGGCAAAUGGGUGCCGAAACAAGUAGGUUAGUUUCUAAAAGUGAGAGUGAGAAAAUAUAUCAUGAAGGAACUGCCUACAGGGAAGAUAUAUGUAGCAUCUUGCAGGAAAUUUCUUCUGCGCCGCCUAUCACAGAUAGUAUGGACACUGACAACAAUAUGUGGUUGAUGGGUGAAAUUCCUCAAGACAACGAAAUAUCUUCGAUGGAAUGUUUAGCCGGUAACAAUGAAAUUCCUCAUGAUCCAGCUGAGGAUACUGAAUGUCCAGUAAAUGGCAAGAAUCUUAAUUCUAGUGUUGAGCUGCUACCAAGUCAAACACCAACUGGUGGCGAUGAAAAUGCUCACUUGGCAGUGAGAAAUGCUGGGUCCUAUUUGGUUGAUGUUAAAAGGGAAACUGCAUUGGAGGGCUAUGAGAUUAAUGCUUCUGAAUAUCCUCGGGCAAAUGGUACUCAUGCUGCAGGCUCACCAUCUUUAGGAGUGAAAAGUGAAGUAACCGGGUGUGAAUUCCCUGGCUUAUGUGAGAAUAACUCUAUCAAUGCAUUCGAGCCGAUUGUGAACAAAACUCAUGCCAGGACUCUAAACCACAACGGCGGCCUUGCAUACUGUUCUCAUCAAAGGAAAAAGAGGAAAAUUGCAACGGAUUCAAGCAAAAAGGUACUUGAAGAAGAUGCUUACAGAAAUGACGAGAAUAUUGCUUACCCUUCCAGGCGAAGGAGGAAGAAGAAAACCGCAACGGAUUCAAUUGAAAAAGCUCUUGAAGAAGAUGCUCCAGGACUUCUGCAGAUUCUUAUGGACAGAGGAAUAAUGGUCAAAGAGAUUAAACUUUAUGAUGUUGAAGAAGAUGAUGAAAUGCUUCCGGACUGCACAGAAAGUGAUUUUCAAGACCUUGAAAAUGUGAUUACAAAAUUGUUUCCACCGAGAGUAUCCUUGUUGAAGUCCACAGCCAGACAUCUGAAGGGAGAAAAGGCUAUUUACUGCUUAGCUUGUUUAAUUUCUCUCAUUGAGCAGUCGCGUUAUCUUCAGUUCCGUGAUUGUCCUGUGGAGUGGGGAUGGUGCAGAGAUCUGCAAUCCUUUGUUUUUGUAUUUAGAAGCCACAAUAGGCUAGUUCUCGAGCGCCCUGAAUAUGGUUAUGCAACUUACUUCUUUGAAAUUGUGCAAUCGGUGCCAAUAGAAUGGCAGAUCCGAAGGCUGGUUGUUGCUAUGAAGCUUAGUAGCUGUGGCAGGACAGCUCUUAUUGAAAACAGGCCACUAUUGGUCGGCGAAGAUUUAACAGAAGGCGAGGCACAUGUUUUGGAAGAAUACGGUUGGAUACCAAACACUGGGCUUGGCACAAUGCUAAACUACCGUGAUCGGGUAGUUCAUGAUAGGUGGAAUGAGAAAUAUAGCACAGAUUGGAAGAUGAAGAUAGGAAAGCUUCUAAUGAAUGGAUAUUCUGAGGGGCAAUUGAUCAUAACUCAUAAUCCGCUGAAACUGGAGACAUUGCCAGAAGAUUCAGAAGAUAUCAAGUUGGAGGAUCCUUUUUGAGAUACCUGCAGAGCCACCUGUCCUCUCAGCAGGAGUGGCUCGUAAGAAACAUGUAGAGGGUAUCUCUUUGUGCCUGUAUAUAUGUUCAACAUAUUCGUAUAACAGGUGCUGGUAUGAUCAGGUAAGGUAGGCUGCGUCGUGAAUAUAUACACACCUUAGGGGCGGUUAGGCCAUAGGGUGAAUGAGGAAGACUAGCUACUAUCGUUGAGCUGGAAUGUUGUAAUGUAUCCUGGUUCUGGAAUAAGUGUACAUGGCCUGCUAGUAAUCUAGCAAGUGUAACAAGUGCCGUUUGUAUUUGUUCGUCUAGCGGCAUAGAUAAACAUUCCCUGCGUUUCUUGUUUUAGGUACAGAAGAUGAUUCAUAGUGAUAUUCUUUAAUGUAUCCUGACCAUGCUAUUGUUUAUUUGUAUCAUGAUAUUGUUAACUUUUUUAUUGUACUUUUCCAGAGUUAUACACGAA